Salvelinus sp. IW2-2015 is the source of this 2316-nucleotide messenger RNA. Its product is annotated as insulin-like growth factor-binding protein complex acid labile subunit. Gene Ontology annotation, molecular function: protein binding. NCBI's taxonomy places the organism in Eukaryota, Metazoa, Chordata, Actinopteri, Salmoniformes, Salmonidae. Gene Ontology annotation, cellular component: plasma membrane. The record is from RefSeq and is a predicted model, not a curated record.
UUCCUUAAAACCUCACCUUUAAAAUGAAGAAUUAAUCUCUGUGCCUUUCACAAUUUAUGACUCACAGCUGUCACAUGCAGGCAGCACUAAUCUCUCCUCCUCAAAGUUGGCGAUGUUGGGGAUUUUAAGCACGGUCAUCAUGGCCCUCAUCUCAGUAGCUGCUACCUGCCCUGCCUCACCAUGUGAAUGUCUGGACAACGUCACAGUCAGCUGCCCGGACAAGAGGCUGAAGAAGUUCCCUAACCUCCCCGAUGGUACUGAGGAGCUUUAUGUGGCCCACAACCUGAUCCAGGCAUUCCCCACCAGUGGACUGGAGCAGCUGCAGUUCCUGGAUCUCACCAAAAACCGCCUCAAUGUCUCCUUGACCUCCAACUUCAUCUGGCCCAACAUGAGCAGCCUGAUCAAGCUGUUUCUCAGGGGUAAUUGCCUGGGUUCACUGGGCCCUGGGCAGCUCCAAGGCCUCUCAGCGCUCACCUUCCUGGACCUCAGUGAGAACCACAUGGAGGCCCUGCACCCAGGAUCUCUCCAAGGACUUGGUCAAUUGAAGACGCUCAUUCUCACACUGAACCAGAUCAACAGCCUGCAGUACGGGGCACUGAGUGGAGCCCCUGCACUCACUGACUUUCACCUGAGCAGCAACAGUAUUGUGGAGUUUGAAGAAGGGGUGUUUGAGAACUCCUCCAAGUUGGUAAAGCUGAUUUUAUCCAAGAACAACUUGGUUAGCAUUAGGAAUGGCACAUUCAGGGGAGCAGUUAACCUGAGUCAUCUGGACCUCAGUGGAAACAAGUUGGAUUUUGUGCCCAUUGCUGCCCUGAAGGAUGUGUCACAGCUGCACAGCUUGUACCUCCAGAAGAACAGCAUCACCUUYAUACCAGAAGAUGCUUUCUCUGAGCUCCGCCAUCUAAGGAUUUUGGUUUUGAAUAAUAACUGCCUGAGCAGAAUAGCUGAGGACUCAUUGAGCGGUCUAGCCCAUCUCGGUCAAUUGGAUCUGAGCUACAAUAACCUCCAAUCCCUCCCCUCUGAAGUGUUUCAAUAUCUAGGCAGACUGGAGCUCCUGGAUCUCUACCACAACAACCUGACAUACCUUCCAGAGGACCUGUUUCACAACCUAACUAGUCUGAGAGAGCUGCAGCUUGACAGCAACAAGAUCUCAUCCAUUCCACCAGGGCUCUUUCACAUGUUGUCUAAGCUAAGGGAACUCCAGCUGGCCAACAAUCAGAUAGCUGACCUCCACAAAGCCUUGUUCUUCAGGCUGAGGAGCCUACGGAAACUCUACCUGGACAACAACGUACUAAGCAAGAUUCCCAGACGCCUAUUCCACAAGACCAAGAGCCUUAGGGAGCUACAGUUAGACAAUAACCACCUCAGGUCUCUCGCUAGGUCCAUCUUCCAUGGUCUGGCUAAACUCCACUCCCUGAAGCUCUUCAACAACCGUCUCAAAGUUAUUCACCCUGAGCAGUUUUCCAACCUUGGUGAACUGACAGAGCUCCUGUUGAAUGAAAACCUGAUUGAAGAUCUUCCAAAAGACUUAUUUUCUGGGCUUCGAAGCCUCAAGAUUCUGGAUUUGGACAACAACCGCCUCACAGCACUGGCUCCUACAGGCUUUGAUGGGUUAGGUGCCCUAAAGGAGCUUCAUCUCAGCUUCAACCAGCUUCGUUAUCUCCCAUAUGACACCUUCUACUCCCUGGAUGAUUUACGUAGACUCCUUCUCCAGAACAACCGCUUGGUGUCCUUGCACGCUAAAGUCUUCGCCCCCCUGGCCGACUUACAGGAGCUUGACUUGGACAACAACCAGAUUGAACUGUUACACCCUGACAUGUUUCAAGGCCUUCCCCACCUCCAGAAACUGCACCUGAAAUCAAACCUCCUCAGUACUCUUGUGAAUGGGACACUGGAGCCUCUGGAGAGCCUGAAGGUCCUCCACCUGGAGGGGAACCCCUGGGACUGCUCUUGCAGAUCACCCAUUCUGUACAUCAAUAACUGGAUCAUCAACAAUACCCAGAAGCUACAGGACGAACCCAUGUGUUCCUCACUCAACCGACCCAUUUCACAGCCUGCACACUUAUUAAAACCCUGUGUGAGCGUUGCAUGCUGCCCCAGAAGAARAUUUCCUCUACAGAUGCUGACAGUGCUUACAGCUUGGCUUCUAGGUAUUGUUUUGCUGUGACUUCCUUUUGCGGUUUCUUUCCUGUUUUCAGAUGGUUAUGUUUAUUGCUUUCAUGCAACUGUCUAUUGCAAAUGCAUUGUUAAGAAUCUAAGUUGACGUAGUGUAAAGAUUAAAAUACCAUGGAAUUAUGUUUUUAAAUAAACAAAGAA